AAAGAGAGGCCCCAUCCCAUGUGCCCUUUUUUAUGCUUUUGCAACUGUUCAUCUCUUACUAAUCGCUUUUCCGGAAGAGCAUUUGGAACUUCGUGCAUUUACUCAAAUGCAAUUCAAGUAAAAUUCGGAACUAGUCUUCCCUUCUCUCUCGUUUCAUUAGAUCCUCCUCAAUUCUUAACUACCCUCUCUCUCUUGCUUUGCUUUAUUGGAUCCUCCUAAAUUUUGAACCAGUCCCUCUUUCUACUCUAUUCACAAUUAAUCUCUCUGCACAACUACUUCUAGAUCUGAAAACUAGAGGUUAUGGAUAUGGUUUCUUCUUCUUCUUCUUCUUCAUCCGCUGCUGAUACAAAAAAGUAAUUGUUUUGGAUAUUAUUUUGGAGGUGGAGAAAAUAAACAAGCCCUUGUCAAAUUGGUAACUCGUCCGAGAGGUUCUGAAAAGCUUCAUUACAAAAGAUUGAAAGAGAAAGCGCCAAUGGAAAUAGAAAACAAGGAAGAGAACAGAAGAAAAAGGAAUCGAUCAGGUGACGAUGAUGAUACUGAUUGUGAGGGGAGCAAAGCAAGGAGACAAGAUGUUGUGGAUAUCGCUUCUUCUUCUUCAUCCACUGCUGAUGCUGAUGAUACCAAAAAGUACGAUGUGUUUAUUAGUUUCAGAGGUGAGGACACCCGCCGUACCUUUACCAGCCACCUUCACGCUGCCUUACGUGAGAAAAAAAUCACAACCUUUAUUGAUGACAAGCUUGAGAGUGGAGAUGAAAUCGCACCUGCCCUUCUCAAAGCAAUCGAGGAAUCAGAGCUUUCGGUGAUCAUUUUCUCGAAAGACUACGCUUCUUCCACGUGGUGUUUGGAUGAGCUUGUGCAUAUCCUAGCAUGCAAGGAAAAACAUGGCCAGUUGGUUAUACCCAUUUUUUACGACACCCUUCCAUCGGAUGUACGAAAACAACGGGGGGGUUAUGAGAUUGCAUUUGCUCAACUUGAGCAACGUUUCCAGAACAGUAUCGACAAGGUGCACAAGUGGAGGGAUGCUUUGACGAAAGCAGCAAAUAUAUCUGGGGUUGAUUCAGAAAAAUUUAGGACGGAUGCUGAUUUAGUUAAGAAAGUUGUUGAAGAUAUUUCGACCAAAUUGUGUCGCGCAUCAUCCCGCGAUUUAAAGGGCUUUGUUGGAAUUGAAAGUCGCAUUAAGCAGGUCGAAUCGCUAUUAGGCAUUCAUUCAUCGGAUGCUUGCAUCACUGUCGGUAUUUGGGGCAUGGGUGGUAUUGGCAAGACCACCCUUGCUGAAACUAUAUUUCACAAACUCUCUUCUAAAUUCGAAGCUUCUUGUUUUGUUAAGAAUGUUAGGGAGAACUCAGAAAAAGUAGAUGGACUAGAUCACUUGGAAAAAACACUUCUUAAGGAGAUAUUAAAGGAAGAAGGUCUAUCCAUACGAUCAACUAUUGUUCAAAAAAGGCUCAGACGCACAAAGGUCCUCAUUGUUCUUGAUGAUGUGAGUAGUUCAAUGCAAAUUGAACGUUUAGCUGGAGAUCCUCCUUGGUAUGGCACUGGAAGUAUAAUCAUUAUCACAACUAGAGAUAGGGGCACACUUGGGAAAACUGUUAAAGAGGAUAAUAUCUACAAGGUUGAGGUACUAAAACCGGAUGACGCUCUUCAACUCUUCUGUUCGCGUGCUUUCAAGAAUAACAGUACGCGUAUAAUAGAUUGUAAGGAGUUGGCAGAAAAGGCGGUGGCUUAUGCCAAAGGCCUUCCUUUAGCUCUUACAGUUCUGGGGUCCUUGUUCUUCAAUUGCAAGAGCAAAGAAGAAUGGGAAGAUGUGUUCAACAAAUUGAAACGAUUUCCCAGUGAAGAUAUUCAGGAAGUGUUGAGAAUAAGUUAUGAUAGAUUGGGAGAAAAUGAGAAGGAGAUAUUUCUGGAUAUAGCAUGUUUUCAUACAGGGGAGUAUCUGGUUGAGGUAAAACAGAUGUUAGAUGCUCGUGGAUUCUUUGCGACAGAUGGAAUUAGAAUUCUCAAAGAUAUGUCUCUCAUAUCAAUUGAUUCAGAACUGGAAACCAUACCGGUGGACCUAGAGAUGGACGAUUUUCCACAAGAGAUGGACGAUUUUCCACAAGAAAUGGGAAGGGAAACCAUAGAGAUGCACGAUUUGCUACAAGAAAUGGGUGGGAAAAUUGUUCAAGAACAAGGUAAUAAAGAUCCUGGUAAACGGAGUAGGUUGUUCAAUGAUGGGGAUGUCUAUCGUGUAUUGAGCAGUAACAUGAUACUUGUCAACUUACAAGUUAUCGAUCUGUCAUUCUCUAAGCAUCUAACUAAAGUUCCAAAUCUCUCUGGGAGUCUAAAAAUUGUGAAGAUAAAUCUCAGGAGCUGUAAGAGUUUGGUUGAAAUUCCUUCGUAUUUUCAACAUCUUGACAAGCUUAUUCAUCUUAAUCUGGGGUACUGCAGGAGUCUCAAGUAUCUUCCAAAGAUGCCAGGAAGUAUUCAAUACUUAGAUUUAGAAUGCACUGGUAUAAAGGAGGUGCCUGAAUCAGUUUGGUCUAACGAAAAUAUUUCUUACUUGAAUUUAACGCGUUGCAGAUACCUUAAGAAACUUCCAAGCAGCAGGUGUAAGUUGAAAAAUCUCGAGAAACUUGAUCUCGGUGGGUCUGACGUUGAAAAUCUCCCAGAGAUUUGGGAGCCAAUGGAACAUUUGAAGUCCUUAAGUUUAUCAUACACAGCAGUUACAGAGCUACCCUCAUCAAUCUGUAAGUUGAAAUAUCUUGAGAGUCUUGAUCUCACCGGGUGCUAUGGAUUUUCCAAAUUCCCUGAAAUCUUGAAGCCAAUGGAACAAUUGGUGUCUCUUUGUUUGGUAGGCACAGCUCUCGAAAUGCUUCCUUCGUCAAUUGGAAAUCUAAAUAGGCUUCAAGAUUUAAACCUUGGUGGGUGCAAGCAACUUAAGGAUGUCCCAACAAGUAUCUCCAGUUUAACCAAUCUUAAACGUCUCAAAUUUAACUACUGUUGGAGACUUGAAAAAUUGCCUUCCACUCUCUGUUUUCGCUCUUUAGAAGAACUAAAACUCAUCUGGAGCGGUAUAUUGGAAAUACCAGCAAGCAUCAAACAAGCUUCUCGGUUGUCUAUGCUCGACGUACAAUAUUGCCGUCAGCUUCAAUCUAUACCAGAGCUCCCAGUGCUAUGUGAUGUUAACGCUCAAGGCUGCACGUCGCUGAAGAUAGUGUCAAGUUCAAGGACAGCACUCACACAAGGUUGGGAUAAACCUAAUUAUUGUUGCAGAAUCUUUACUAAUUGCCCAAAAUUGGAUAAUAAUUCAAGGAGCAACAUAAUGGAUGAAGCACAGAUUGCAAUUAUGCGAAUGGCAAGUGUUGCGCCUUUUGAGUACCAUCGCCGACAUCAUAAUCCCUGGCCUCAGAUUAAGAUUGCAUAUUCAGGAAAAGAAAUUCCAAAUUGGUUCAACUAUCAAAAUGAGGGAUCUUCAGUAGACAUCGAGCUUUGUCCAGAUUGGUUUCGAACAGGUUUAUUUGGUUUUGCUCUCUCUAUUGUUAUUCCUCCGAAUUUAGAUAACUUGGGUGCCCUCUUUAGUGUAAGAGCUAAUUUCAUUGUCAAAUUCAUGGGUGAAAGCCAUGAACUGUUCAGUUCUAAGUACAUUAGACCAGGCCAAGACUACACGGACGGCCAACAUCACGUGCAUGUGUGGAAUGAGGCCUUUAGAAGUGAAGAGGUAGGAAAAAACUGCUCCCCUGAUGUUUACAUACUUGCCAAAGAGGCCUCUGUUGUCUUCUGCCUGGUGGAUUGGAUAGGACGACCUGCUUCUCCGUCCUCUGUGAAGGUGGAAAGCUGUGGUAUAUGCCCAUUGUAUGCGGAAGAUGCUGAGAAAUUCAAUUUUGGUCAUGUGUUCAAGUCGAGGGGACCAAAAGUAGAAGAAGAAACAAGACAAGAUGAUGAUUCCAAGGGUCGUGGAUCAAGUGAUGAGUCUGAAGCAAAUGACAGUGAUUAGGAAAAACUUUUUAAGGCAAAUUUGUACUUUGAUAGCUCACUUGUCUGACCAAGAAAUAAGACAACAACUAGGCAAGGGCUUUAUUAUUUUGGUAUUGUUUAUGCUUUAUACAUUAUGAAGCGCUAGUUAUGGAAGUGUAUAAUAGCCUA
This is a messenger RNA of Pyrus x bretschneideri (Chinese white pear), 4122 nucleotides long. RefSeq names its product TMV resistance protein N-like. Bases 473 to 3973 code for a protein of 1166 amino acids. Gene Ontology annotation, biological process: signal transduction; defense response. The record is from RefSeq and is a predicted model, not a curated record. The transcript is spliced from 6 exons. Lineage: Eukaryota; Viridiplantae; Streptophyta; Magnoliopsida; Rosales; Rosaceae. Gene Ontology annotation, molecular function: ADP binding.